AUGAAGCUAAACGUGAGGUUAACUCACCAUGCACGUCGCCUGUACGGUGGCCCUAAACCGCCAGGUUGGACUUUCGACCGAAGUCCUCAAAAUGAGUCCCACCUGCCACCGAAUGUCGAUUUCAAGCCUAAGUUUUGGACGGAGGUGAAACAUAUUGACAUAGAGUCUUUAAAAAAUAUUUGGGCAUGGGAGGCAGGUGGCUUUGCACAGGGGAACAUG
Acaulospora colombiana is the source of this 219-nucleotide messenger RNA. The record is from the annotation of a GenBank genome assembly. NCBI's taxonomy places the organism in Eukaryota, Fungi, Glomeromycota, Glomeromycetes, Diversisporales, Acaulosporaceae.